CUACACAUGCACAGCCCCAAGAAACUACCAAAAGAAAUACUGCAAUACUGUGUGAAGAAUGUGGUGGAGUUUUCUUUACUGUUGCCAGUUACAACCAACAUGCAUGUGCCCUUGCUGAUGUUUCAUCUGUGGACACAGAUUGCACUAACGCUAAAAGCACAGAUUUGAACGGGUCCCAACACAGUCCAACAGAAAACACAAAAGGUAUAUCUACUACUACUGGUACAUGUAUGUCAUGGAACAAGUCACAAACACUCUUGUUAAUCUCUGAAUAUCAGCGACACGAGGCAAAAGUUACAUCUGGACUACUUAGGAAAAAGAUGUUGUGGCAGAAAAUUGAGACAGUGUUUAAAGAACAUGGUUACAGUUUUACAGCAGAUCAGAUAUCAGGUCGAUGGAAAACGAUCACUAGGGCUUUCAAAAACACUAAGGACCACAACAAGAAGAGUGGAAAUGACAAGAAGCACUAUGAAUUUGAGGAUGCGUUAAAUGAUGUCCUUGGAGACUGUCCAACUGUCAACCCUGUGACAAUAUCCUCUGUGAAAAAACGCAAGCUUCCUGAUGUUGAUUCUGAAAGUACAGAGGGUGAAGAUGACUGUUCAUGUUCAAAAUCGGAUUCCAAUGAAAGUUCAAAACAAAAGUCAAAGAAGACAAAUUCUUCAGAAAUCAUUAACCUAUUGAAACAACACUCAGAACAACAGCGAGAAUUUCAAAGCGAAUACAGACAAAUGCAAGCAAAGGAAUCAGAGAGAAGGCAAAAGGAACACUCUGAGCGCUUAUUGGUCCUAAAUAGUUUGAUUGAUGCCAUAAAAAGCAAUAAAAAGUAAAUCAUAAAAAGAGUGUGUUGUUUGUAUGGAUGCAGAUGCAGAUUGUGCC
Ylistrum balloti is the source of this 876-nucleotide messenger RNA. RefSeq lists its product as uncharacterized. Bases 231 to 827 code for a protein of 198 amino acids. Lineage: Eukaryota; Metazoa; Mollusca; Bivalvia; Pectinida; Pectinidae. The record is from RefSeq and is a predicted model, not a curated record. The transcript is spliced from 3 exons.